This is a messenger RNA of Echinococcus granulosus, 390 nucleotides long. RefSeq lists its product as hypothetical. The record is from RefSeq and is a predicted model, not a curated record. NCBI's taxonomy places the organism in Eukaryota, Metazoa, Platyhelminthes, Cestoda, Cyclophyllidea, Taeniidae. Bases 1 to 390 code for a protein of 129 amino acids. The transcript has 2 exons.
AUGCAUGAUGGUGGUCAUUUCUCCUCGUUCCAGUCUAGGUUGCGAAGAACAAAAGCACGUCAGUUCAUCAGUUUAUGUUUUCUCACUUACAUUUAUGCAUUAAUGCAUGAGACAAGGUAUUUUGAGAAAGAUGCUUUGCUACAUGAAACAUUUCUAGUGUUGAACCACUUUGGUACAAUGGUGGCGACGUGCUUUCAUCGAGUAUUCCUUGCUUAUGGAUCUGCUGUUCUACUGUUGAUUUGUUGUGCCUUAAUUGUCGGAACCGCUGGCCAACAAUUAGCCGAUAUUAUGAACACGAGUAUGGAAGCUCUAAAAGCUUAUCAAGCGUUGCAGAAAAUAAGCUCUAUUUUUCAAGGAGAAAAUCAAAACCUGGCUGAUCAGCUGGUAUAA